Messenger RNA from Peromyscus eremicus (cactus mouse), 363 nucleotides. Its product is annotated as ubiquinol-cytochrome-c reductase complex assembly factor 6. The transcript has 3 exons. Gene Ontology annotation, biological process: mitochondrial respiratory chain complex III assembly. Lineage: Eukaryota; Metazoa; Chordata; Mammalia; Rodentia; Cricetidae. Gene Ontology annotation, cellular component: mitochondrion. The record is from RefSeq and is a predicted model, not a curated record. Bases 142 to 345 code for a protein of 67 amino acids.
CCAGGAACACACGAGUGCGCCUGCGCGCGCCUUGCCCUGGCUUUCCGCUCCGGCGCGGCGCCGGUCCCCUGCACGUUGGGUCCGGCCCCCUGGCGGUCAGCUCCGGGUCGUCCUGCGCUCGUGCACUCCCCGCUCUCCACCAUGCCCGGGGGCGUGCCCUGGUCCGCCUACUUGAAAAUGCUGUCCUCCAGCCUCCUGGCCAUGUGCGUCGGGGCCCAGAUGGUGCACUGGUACUACCAGCCUGACCUGACAAUACCUGAAAUUCCACCAAAGCCUGGAGAACUCAAAACGGAACUUUUGGGACUGAAAGAGAGACACCACAAACCUCAAGUUUCACAGCAGUAGAAACUUCAAAAUACAACU